UAGUGUGUCAGCUGUGUUUUUAACAUGGUUUUAUCACGCCGCGCUGAAAGGAGUGUGAUCUUAGAGCAUCCCCCUAGUUUUAGACCGUAAAAGUGCUUUGCUAAGCCCCUUAUAUUCGUCGAGCGUUCCUGAAAAGCGCAGAGCUGUGGGGCAGAGCUGUCGACUGCUUGUUGCUGCUGUAGAGGAUUAACAUUAGCUAGAGGUGGCCGAGCUAGCCUGUAAUAACAACACUGUCAGUGAUAAGUUGAACCAGCUCCAGACACGUUGUGCACUUUGUCACAGAAAUGCCAGCCAAUGACUUCUUCGUGUCUGCUCCUGGGAAGGCGAUCCUCCACGGAGAGCAUGCAGUUGUGCAUGGAAAGGUGGCUCUUGCUGUCAGUUUGAACCUGAGAACAUAUUUACGAUUGGAGACCACUACUACUGGUAAAGUGUGCAUCAACCUCCCAAAUAUCGACACAUUUCUCUGCUGGAACCUGACAGAGCUGAAGCAGCUUCUUCCUUAUUCAUGUGCAGCUAAGGGGGAGGAGGUGAAACGUCUGGAUCCUGAACUUGUGCAGAGACUGCGUGAAUUUGUCGGUGUAACAAAUGGAAACCUGGAUACUUGCAACAUGGCAACCUUAUCCUUCCUCUACCUCUACCUCUCACUGUUUGGAUCAGGUGAGCUGCCCAGCCUGACCUUGUCUGUGUGGUCAGAGCUUCCGACUGGAGCGGGACUGGGUUCGAGUGCUGCCUACUCAGUGUGUUUAGCUGCAGCUCUGCUCAGUGCAAGAGGAGCCAUCCCCACUCCUCUCAAAGAGUGGGAUCACACCGGCAGGUGGUGUCAGGAGGACCUGGAGCUGAUCAACAGCUGGGCUUUUCAAGGGGAAAUGAUCAUCCACGGGAAUCCUUCAGGAGUAGACAACGCUGUAGGAACAUGGGGGGGCAUGCUGAGAUUCUUGGCUGGGAAGAUAAUACCACUGAGCAGGGUGCCAUUAUUAAGAAUCCUCCUCACUAACACCAAAGUACCACGUAGCACCAAGGUACUUGUUGCCAGGGUGAAGGACAAAAUUAACAAGUUUCCCUCAAUCAUGACCCCUGUGCUUGACUCAGUUGAUGCCAUUUCCUGCACUUGUGAGAAAGUCCUUUCAGAGAUGACCUCUGAGCCCAUCACAGGAGAGCACUACAAUAUUCUAGAGGAGCUCAUUGACAUUAACCAGCACCAUCUGAAUGUGAUGGGGGUGGGACACCCUGCCCUGGACACACUGUGUCGGGUCACGCUGACCAGAGGGCUCCACAGCAAGCUAACCGGUGCAGGGGGUGGAGGCUGUGGCAUUACACUUCUGAGACCAGAAACGGACUCCGUCGUUGUCCAGAGUACAGUGCAGGACUUGAGAGACUGCGGCUUUGACUGCUGGGAAACAAGUAUUGGGGGACCAGGUGUCCAGCAGCACGCUCCUUUGUCUGUUAAGGAGGAAGUUCUGGAGAUUUUAAACCGAUACUGACACUCACCCGUGGCUGAACAAGAGGACAGACGGGCUGUUUGACUGUCUGUCGGUACCUUGUCAGGACCUGAGGUGUGCUGAACUAAUGAGGUGGGCCAAGGGACGUUUGACACUGAGCAGAGCUGGACAGAGCUGCCUGGAGUCAUUAAUCUUAGAUUUUCCUGACUGAAAAACAAUGUAAUCUAAAGUGUAGAAAAUAACAAGUCAACUGUGUUGAGUGCUUGCUUGUAAAAUGUACUCUGGGCUGCAAACCCGUGUGCUGAGCUCUUUGUCCGCUAGAUGGCAGCAGAGUUGCACAAGUGCUUUUUUAUUAAACAGGAGUUAUGUUAAGAGGCUCUGUUAAAAUUGAUGAAUAUGUAAGUGAAGCACUGGCAGGAUUCAUUUAUAUUUUCAUCCAUGUUUAAAGUAGCAGGGCCAACCUAGCUUAAUGGAUUAGAUGAUCGUCAGCCAUUAAUGACCCACUCCUGACAUUGUAUCAUGCAAGAGUUGUGGGAUAACAGCUAUUGUGAAAGUGAUCAUUUUGUAGGAUUUAUUUCACAAAUAAUGAUAACAAUGGAGGAAAAGAUUGAUGAAAUCAUUUUCUUUGGAGGGAUCAGGGGCAUUAACAAAACACAAUGACUACUAUUCAAUUUUUUCAAUUUUUUUGUCUUCAUAGUUCUACAAAGGGAUUUAUGAAAGUAACUGUGCAUUGAUAUUUCUCUUCUCAUGAACAGUGAUGGUGAGAAUAUUCCUCUCAAUAAGCCAAAGCCAGGAAAUAAUAAUGUCAUGAAUAUAUUCAGAGAAUUAUUCACAUGUAAUGUCAGACUUCACACUAAUGAAUUAUCAUUAUCAAGACUGCUUCAAACAUAACUUAAGCACAUGACUGUGUAAUGCUGCAUUGCUCUUCAAUUUUGCUCCACAUUUAACAUGUAGAUAUGUUGAAAUGUAAAUGUAUGCUAAAACUAAAUUCAAGUCUCUUUCUAUCUUAAAGAUCUGUAAUAAUUUGGUAAAAUAUUCUUCUUA
Messenger RNA from Seriola dumerili (greater amberjack), 2483 nucleotides. RefSeq names its product mevalonate kinase (gene mvk). Bases 285 to 1481 code for a protein of 398 amino acids. The record is from RefSeq and is a predicted model, not a curated record. Gene Ontology annotation, biological process: isoprenoid biosynthetic process; cholesterol biosynthetic process. Gene Ontology annotation, cellular component: cytoplasm. Gene Ontology annotation, molecular function: mevalonate kinase activity; ATP binding. The transcript is spliced from 10 exons. Lineage: Eukaryota; Metazoa; Chordata; Actinopteri; Carangiformes; Carangidae.